AUGCAAAGAGAGAUUGUUCGGACAAGUCUGUUGGCAGUUCUUUUCGCCUUCUUCUUCUCUACAAAUUUUCAGGUUUCUUUCAUGGAGAGUCAUAGUUCCUCUUGUUUGGAUUUAACGAUAGCCAUGCCUGGAUUCUCAUCAGCUUCUCCUCCGGCAUCUGGGGAGAGUGGAUGCAGUGAUUUAAUGAAAGAAGUAGAUGUAAAUCGUGUGGCGGCGUCGCCGGGGACAGAAGAAGAAUGCAUGGAAGAAGAAGACGAUCAUGAUCAUGGGAGCCCGAACUGCGGCCCGGCCCGCAGAAAGAAACUUCGCCUUACUAAAGAGCAGUCUCGUCUUCUCGAACAAAGCUUCAGACUGAAUCACACUUUAAAUCCUAAACAAAAGGAGAAUCUUGCCGAUCAAUUGAACCUAAUGCCCAGACAAGUCGAAGUGUGGUUCCAAAACCGUAGAGCCAGGAGUAAGCUGAAGCAGACGGAAAUGGAAUGUGAGUACUUGAAAAGAUGGUACGGAUCGCUGACGGAGCAAAACAGGAAACUGCAGGCUGAGGUGGAGGAGCUGAGAGCCAUCAGAGCUGUCCCGGCGCACGCGCCGCCGCCGCCGGCGUCCACCCUCACUAUGUGCCCUCGCUGCGAGCGUGUCACUGCCAACACUCCCGCCGCGUCCACCGCAACCGCCGCCACGCCCUCCAAACUGCGUUUCCUGCAGCGCCGGCAGCCGCACACUUCUUGUUACAAUUAGCGCCGCCGGCCACCGAUAAGCAGCACAUAAUACUAAGCUUGUAGUUUAAUUUGGGCUAGCCUUAAUUAUAUUAUCAUUCGCUAUGAUUUGGGCUAUCGAAUUGUUAGUGUAGUUUGGGCAGAAAAACAACGAUUGGGCCGAACAUAUGUCCUCUAAUUUUUAUUUAGAUUAUAUAUAGUUAUUUUAGAAUUUUUUU
Messenger RNA from Andrographis paniculata, 931 nucleotides. Its product is annotated as homeobox-leucine zipper protein HOX3-like. The record is from RefSeq and is a predicted model, not a curated record. Lineage: Eukaryota; Viridiplantae; Streptophyta; Magnoliopsida; Lamiales; Acanthaceae. The transcript has 4 exons. Gene Ontology annotation, biological process: regulation of DNA-templated transcription. Gene Ontology annotation, molecular function: DNA-binding transcription factor activity, RNA polymerase II-specific; sequence-specific DNA binding. The coding region runs from base 1 to 735 and encodes 244 amino acids.